UCGACGGCGCUUACGAGGAUGAACGCGUCGACGAGCCAGACGCGCACACUAACGCCUCUUCGUGCUAGAUCGUCACUUCUUACGUCUCGCGCAGCUUCGACCAUCCCGCUAGCUUCGGAAUCGUAUGAACCCCUGGUCAAGUCCGUUCUGAGCCGCCGUCUCUUGCGCAUUUUCCUCUUCUCGGGUGCAUUCUGCUGGGCCUCUGCUUUUCUUUGGAAUGCGUGGAAUGGAGGAGCCUUUAAUCCAUUAUCUUUAUCAACGCUCUUGCUGUCGUGUGCUUUCUGGGUGGUAGGGGCCUUACCUGCCACAGUUCUCCGAAAGACAUACCUUACCGCCACACCUACCGCGUCUUCUUCUCCUUCAAAAAUAGUCAAGGCAGCCUUGACAAGGCGGAGUACAUAUGCAGCAGCAGCAUGCUAUGUGUUAUCUGCGGCAGCCUUUACCGUGUUACAUGUUCUGCUCACGAAGGGAGAACCGAAGCUUUCGCUAUUUGUGAAAUCCCGGAAGCAUCCAUACUAUCUUAAUGGUCGAUUCCUCUUCCUAGCUCUAUCCCAGUUCACCUGCGCCAGUGCUUUUUUGCUGCGCCACGUUAUGAUAGACAGGUUCGUCGUGAGAUGGCCUCCGGUGACCAUAAAACCGGCCACGGAAAUGGAACCCAGGCCCACCUCCGUUAACAAACCCAGGAUAGCACUCACCGUUGUAAUCUUGACCCUCCUCUGCAUCUUUGCAUCAGCCGCUGUGUUUGGUCUCACUCGAAUCUUGCUGUUGCCUGUUCUUUUCCGGCUCCCGCUAGUACACCUGCUCCUCCGACCGUUUGCCACCCACUUCCUCCGGGGGCCAUGGACAAUCUCUCUGCCAUGGCGCCAUCUAGGCUUAUUGUUCAGGACCUUUUUCCUAGGCGCAACGAUGGUAGCAACCUGGGAAGUGUCCGAUGGCUUGUUCGAUCUAUACAUUGCCGAGCCCGUUUCGGUGUCCGCAAACACAGCAGACCCCAUUUUAACCCUAGUUUCCGGAGCACAGUCGGCAUCAGCGUACUACCAAUACUUUGCGUACUUGGAGCUGCGCGAUCUGGUCAGGGAAGACAGUGCAGCUGCCAGCGCGCGUCGCCAGGCGCUGUUCGCGGACCAAAAAUACAACCCACCCAUGUGGACGUCGUUCUCGCGAGCGUCCCUGGUACAGCUCGGGAAGGAAUAUCAGCACUUCCUCCGCAGAGGGGCACCCGUUCCAGCCCCAGCUGCCCCUGCCCCUGCAGCGGCACCACCUCCCAAGAAGGCCGACCCUACGCCGCCCACGCCGCUCAUCCGCAAGCCGAUAUUGAAAGCCCCGCCGCAGACCCCCGUGCGCGCCGUCAUCGACUCGUUCGCGUCGGACGGCACAAUCUCGCAGGCUAUCGCGAGCACCGCGGAAGUCGGCGCCGCGCACAUACCGGAGCUGUUCCGUUCCGUCUCCACCGUCGCGCCCGUAAGCACGGAGGUGGUGGUCAAAGAGGUCAAGGAGGUUGCGAGCGCCAUUGACAAGGUCAAGUUUGACGUCAAGUCACUGCCGAUGGAGGUGCUGAAGGCUGCGAAGGGCAGGAUGGGAACGGAUGGGGUAGUGGGCCGGUAUACUGAGCUAGUGUAUCAGAGGUACGUGAAGGAGCAGAGCGGGAAGGUGAAGGAAUGGUGGGAGGCGGAGCGGUUGGCCAAGGCAGCAGAAGGAUACUUGCCGAACCGCGAGUUGGACAUACUUAUCAUCAACGUCCUUACGGCCCUCGCCUGCGCAUCUCUCACCGAGGACCGGUAUGGCGUCGUCCAGAAAGACCUACCUCGUAUCAUUGAGGCGUUCAUAACAUUUUCUCACGCUAUCGAAGAAUUUCAUCGAGAGUUAACCGCGAAGUACCCCCCGCCGAUGGAGGAAGAAUUGGAAGAGAUGGCCCCUGAGGAGCUUGAGGCGCGGAACCGAAUAGGGAUAGAUGUGGAGGGGGCUAUUGCAACAUCUCAACCUGUUCAUGAUGCGCUAAAGGAGGGAGUGGCCAAGAUAGCUAGAACGUUUGGGGACAAGCUAGGAGGCUUUAGGUUCCCGCCUAGAAUUGCACGCACGUUGCAGUUAUUCGUAGAUUAUAGUGCUGUUGGGAUAUGACAUCCUGUUCUGCGCUCGGGAGACCAAGUUUUGCCCCGGUACCACAUCCUAGCUGCAUUUUACGGUGCUUGCUAACGGGCAGG
This is a messenger RNA of Gloeophyllum trabeum ATCC 11539, 2201 nucleotides long. RefSeq lists its product as uncharacterized. Gene Ontology annotation, molecular function: protein-macromolecule adaptor activity. The record is from RefSeq and is a predicted model, not a curated record. Gene Ontology annotation, cellular component: nuclear pore transmembrane ring; spindle pole body. NCBI's taxonomy places the organism in Eukaryota, Fungi, Basidiomycota, Agaricomycetes, Gloeophyllales, Gloeophyllaceae. The coding region runs from base 19 to 2118 and encodes 699 amino acids. The transcript is spliced from 7 exons. Gene Ontology annotation, biological process: nuclear pore organization; spindle pole body localization.